Molecule: messenger RNA, 5362 nt
Organism: Maylandia zebra (zebra mbuna)
Lineage: Eukaryota; Metazoa; Chordata; Actinopteri; Cichliformes; Cichlidae
Gene: veph1
Product: ventricular zone expressed PH domain-containing 1
Biological process (GO): regulation of signal transduction
Cellular component (GO): plasma membrane
Molecular function (GO): phosphatidylinositol-5-phosphate binding
Source: RefSeq, a predicted model, not a curated record
CUGCGCAGGGCUUUUUUUAUUUGUGUUGCUAUGUGAGGCUUUGGAGCGCGGUUUGAAGAUACUGAGCGAGGAUCCACAUUCAGCGUCCGCGUGCUGUCGACGUGCUGCGUGGAGCAGGACUCAGCUGCAGAAGGACUGCCCUGUCUCCAUGGUAACAGGCCUCAGGCAGACCCAGAAAAAUGUUGGGCCAAACCCGUCAAACUUACCUGAUUCUGGACUGCGCCGGAGAGGAUUUUAACAAAAAUUAUAAAACUAUCAAGUCCUAAUAUGAUGCAUUCGAUAUUUCUUUCUGUAUAAAAGUGUGUGCCUGAAAAUCUUCAUAUAUUUCAGCUUUAUUGCAUUUUAGAAAGACUUGCUUUCUCCCAUCCCUGGCAGAAAAGAGUCUUCUAUUUAAAUAUCUUUCUAAAACCAGGAGGUGAAGGAAAAGUUGCUAUGGUAUUCAAGACAUUAUGUCAGCGACUUUCUCAGUUAAGUGAUCUUAAACUGUGCGGAGGCCGUCCCAGGCUCGUCUCAAGGUCCUAAACCAGGACAAGGAUGCACCAGCUGUUUAGCCAAGUGCUCGGCCAGAGGGAUCUGUCCAGAGCAGGUGAUCUGUUCUCUCUGGAGGACGCAGACAUUGAAGACUGUCUGUCUCAAGCUCUGGACCAGAUUAAGGCAAUCUCCUGCUCACCGGACUAUUUGACCAAUGACAAUGACCAGGCAGUGGUGGAGAUUUGCAUAACACGCAUCACCACAGCCAUAAGGGAGACGGGCUCCAUCGAGCGACACAGCACGGCUCUGGUGGGACUGUGGGAGUCCUGUUUGGAGCAUAACCUCACCCCGCAAGGUGAAAACACAGAGGACACUCCGCAUGCUAAGAUAGCGUCUGACAUCACCAGCUGUAUCCUGCAGAACUACAGUUGUCCUUCGGUCAUGGUGCUAGCUGUCCCGGUGGCCGUGCGGUUCCUGCAGAGGGGCAACAGGGAGCUGAGCAGGAACAUGUCCAGUUACCUCUCUCUGGCCGCUAUAGCCAAGGCCGAUCUGCUGGCUGAACACACAGAGGCCAUAACAAUCAGCGUGCUGGGAGGUAACCACAUGCUGUUGAGAGUUCUGCCCUCAGUCUACCCCAAACAACCAGACACCAUUCACCACCACCUAGGCAACCUCACCGCCAUGAUGCCACAGCUGGAAUCCACCGAGCAACAACACCUGAUCAGGCUUAUUCAAAUGGUUGCCGAGCAACAUCCACUUAUGUUGAGCCCUCAGGUUCCAACGUUGGUCGGUUACCUAGGGAACCAGUCUCUCACCGAGGCUCUUUUAGGAGCACUUGUCGAUGUGUCUCAAGCAAGUCCUUCCUCGCUGGUCAGCUUUCUUUCACCGCUCAGGAUCUUGGGACAGCAGUGCCCUGCUUUCCUGGCUCAUGUGACCAAAAUCCACGGUGCUGUGGGCAUUAUCAGUGAGACUCAUGCUCACAGCUCGCUGGUCUACCUGGUGUCCCUUCUGGGCAGCAUGGAGCACAGCUUUCACCACACCCUUCUGCUGGAGGUCAGAGCGCUGACCGACCGUUACCCAUCUUUACUGGGCGGCUGCGGUAAAGACAUCUACAGGAUGAGCAACUCUUUCACUGCAAUAGCCAGGCUUCUGGGAAGACGACUGGAGGAGAAAUCAACGUCACACUGCAGGGUGGAUGAGGCGUUCCAAUCAGAUGGAGGAGGAGGAGCACCAGAGCAGCAGCUGCAGGUGAAGAUCCAGGCCUUUGAGGAGAAACUGGGAGACACGGUGGAAGAUGAGGAGGAGGAGGCAGCAGGGGAGGACUCUCCUGCCCCGCAGCGACGCUACAGCCUAAGCCAAACAGUCAGGGAGGAGAGGCGUGAGAUGAGAUUCAACAGGUCAAAGAGCCUGGCUCUCAAUGCCGUGCGUUCUCGGUCCAUUAACUCAGACGAAGGGGAGGACGGUGAAGGGGUGGAGCUCAGCACAGAUAGCGCCUUUUCCAACACUUUGCCUAAUCACCAUUCAGAAAACCACGAAGUCUCACCUGCUGAGAGGAAAUUGACAGAUGGCUCUCUGGUCGGCGUCACUCCGCUAGACAGAGCGGCUAAAGAGGUGGAGAAAAAUCAAAACAGAGAGAAGGAUGGACAGAAAGGAGAGUGGGCGGAGCCUGACAGACUUUACAUCCAUUUAAGAGACAAUAUGGAGAUGAUCGGAGAUUUCUGUAAAGUAAUGGUGCAGCAGAUCCCCAUCCCAGAGCAGUGUGUGAUAGAAGAUUCCAGUCGAGGUUGUGCGGCCAAGCUUUCGUUCUCCUGUCCUUUGAAGGGUCACUACUGUCUGUACGCCAAAUCCUGCUUCAACCUGACCAGCCAACAGCCGCAUCUAUGGAUUCACAUCAUGUUGUUACAUUCACAGAGUAAGUCCAGCGUACCUCUCAGCACCAGGGACGAGUGUGUCCAAAAACUGGGUUCUCUUUGGGAAAAGACGCAGCUUAAAGGAGCUCACAGCUUUUCUAUGGCCAUGACACAGCAGACUACCCCACACAAGAAGGACCUGGACAACCUUCAGAUCCAGCUAGAAGAGGUGCGCUUCUUCGACUUGUUUGGAUACAGUGAGGAGGAAGGAGGCUGGCUCUGCUUCAUGUGUAACAACCCUGAGAAAGCUACAGUCGUAAACCAGGAGGGACAGCCUUUGAUCGAGGGGAAGCUGAAAGAGAAACAGGUUCGCUGGAAGUUCAUUAAGCGCUGGAAAACCCGCUACUUCACCUUGGCGGGAAAUCAGCUCCUUUUCCGGAGAGGCAAAUCGAAGGAUGAGCUGGAUGACAUCCCGAUUGAGCUGAGCAAGGUGCAAAGCGUCAAGGUGGUAGCCAAGAAGCGUCGGGACCGGGGUCUGCCGCGCGCCUUCGAGAUCUUCACCGACAGUAAAACGUACGUGCUGAAGGCUCAGGAUGAGAAACACGCUGAAGAGUGGCUGCAGUGCAUCAACGUGGCUGUGGCUCAGGCCAAAGAGAGGGAGAACAGAGAGACCACCACCUACCUGUGAGAGCGGCACCGACCGAGACGGCGGCGGGGACGCGAACGCGCAGCCAAACAUACGCUGACUUCCACAUGUAGGAUAUUUGUUUCUUGUAAGCAUUUACAAGACGGGGGGAUAAAAAAAACCCCAGCAGGUGACUCUGAGAAGAAAAACUAAGCGCACUGCUAGUAACUUGUCAAUAGCACCACCAGCUCUGUCUUCAGUCGUAGUAAUGAUGGAGCGCAAAUAAGAAAAAGGAUUUUUAGACAUUAAACCAGCAAUAAAAGACUAAUGAAGGAUGGUUACGUAUCAAAAACACGACUCCCUGUAUUUACCAUUACGUUUAACCAACCUGCCCGUGUGCCAUGCUUCUCGGCACGUAGGCCGCCAUCAGCGAUAGCAAAUGUUUGCUUUACGUGUUCAGAUGUCACCUGACUUUUCCGCUUUGCUCCUACAAGCAAACGAAGCAGGCAUCAGUGGGAAGUUGGGAUUUCUCCGUUUAAUGACACAUUUAGAGUCCAGAGUAGUAUUCAACAAUAAAGACUUCAUCAAAGCAAAGACCUCAUAAGGAGUUGUAGCAAUAAUGAGACUGAACAGUUCCUCUGGAAAGCAGGAAGGAUGAAAAACGAGCCUAAUGGACAGCAGAUGGGGAGCACAUUGGAUACUGGAAUUGUGUGUGUGUGUGUGUGUGUGUGUGUGUGUGUGUGUGUGUGUGUGUGAAAGAGAGAGUGAGUGAUCUUAAAGGAAUAGUUCAGCACUUUGCGAUAUAUGCAGUCACCUUCCUGCCAAGAACUGGAAGAGAUGAUUCAGGCUGCUUUCAUGUAGCUGUGUGAGUCAAGUGAAAUGAAGCUAAAGCUUAGUGUAAAGACUGGAAUUUGAGUUUGACUAGUCUGGCUAUGACUAACUCCUGGUAAGGGGGUGGCAGCCGGGGACAGCAUAUUUCCUCAAAUGUCAAACAGGGCCAAUAAUAGGAUAUGUUUAACUCAUUUUGUGUCAUGUAUCCUGCUGUAUUCUGUUUUUUUCAUCACUAACCGGGUUUUUCCUAGCUUAAACGGGUCGGGAGCAGCGUCAGCACAGCUGUUGCCUAAUAGUGGAGUUUGGAUCACAGGUUUCUAAGAAAUCACUGAAGCAAAUGAGUGGUUUCCUUGUGGAUUUAGAAAGGUUGCCAGUUGAGUCACACUGAUUUUCAAUGACUCUGCGAGAGAGAGAGUGGAGGUGAGCUGGCUUACUUUAGAACAGGCCUGUUCCUCGGGUUUGGGUUUAAAAGCUUGUGUGAUUUUAUUAUUUUAUUUUGGGGGGAAAUGUGUCAUUAGAUUUUUAUUUUUCUCCCUGAAAAUUGAGACGGAUGGAUGAAGAAAGAGUGAAGAUGUGAGUGUUUAAAUUGGCUCUAACUGAUAGUGUGCACCAGUUGAACUUUGACAGACAGGUAUUCACUCUCUCUACCCACAGGUGAAUGCUGCCUUAGCACUUUUUGAAGUUAUAUGUAACAUUAAAGCUGCUAAAGGUGGUCUUAAUUUGAACUCGUUUGACAGACGAGCUCUCUCUCGUCGGUCUUUUGGCUAAACCCCUGUCAGCUGUGUAAAUGCAGCCAUAACACAGCCUUUCCCACCAGGUCAGGUUACCCGUUUGUACUUUUAGCUGUCCCUGUUACCCCCACCACCACACACACAGCAGAGCUGACCUGCAUCUGCUUACAAAUCAUAUUAUUUACAUCAUGUCUCUCCCUCACAUUUUUAUUCCUUCCUUCCUUCCUUCCUUCCUUCCUUCCUUCCUUAUGACCUACUUACACACAUGACUUUGGGCCCUAAAGCCAGUGGGGUAUUCCCCCAUGACUGCACUUAAGUUUUUAUAAAAAUUAAUAUUUACAUUCAUUGGGGUACGGCAGCAUCUCAAGAAACUGUGGACAGAAAGGAAUUGGAUAAUCUUGGUCCUAGAUGAAUGAAACCUACUGAUUCCGAUUGCUGACAAUCAGGAUGGAUACAGCCUACCAUCUUGUUUCUGACCACUAUCUUCACAUUUAAUCACUAAUAAUUAUUAAACUCUGGCUUUCACACCGAUAGUUUGCCUUUUUGUCCCAUCUCCCACCAAUCACCCCCAACCAGUAGCUGCAGAUGCCUGGCCUUCUUUGAGCCUGGUCCUGUUGGGGCGUUCUUCCUGUUAAAAGGGAGUUUUUCCUUCCAAUCGUUGCCAUGAGCUUGCUCAAUUGACUGUGUGCACGUUAGGAUAUGCUACUUCCGGUGCGGAAACUCCUGUGGGGAGCUUUGUUUCCGGUGUCCUAUUCGCGCCUGGUUUACGAUCCAAAACGCGUUAAUCAAGUGAAUGAAUCAAGCGGCGAUUUACAUUUCUAUAGAUGUCUUGGGCAUUUACCCAAUAUGUCUGU